CAUUGUGCUCCUCAUCCCCACCACUCCAGGAUGGCUCCCCCCGAUGCCUCUUUUCAUACUUUGCAAACCAUCGACCACAAUGCCGGCCAUCAAUUUAAGCUCCCAGUCAAGUGCAUUCAUGACGGCAGCGAUGUUUCUUUUUUCCUUACUAGCAAAGCCUACACGGAUAUCAUGACUUUUCUCUUCCAGCUCAAUACGUCCAUGUUUCCUCGCAAAAUUAUUGAUCAAGAGCAGAAAGUUACGAGUGUAAAAGAGUGGACUCUCGAGGAUCCAGAUGUCAACUUCCCCAGCAUAGUACAGAACCUCUCUCAACUCAUAACAACUCUGGAUGCCAUCAUCGACAGUACGCCACCAGAUCCUGGCCCCCGUCGAUUUGGAAACGUUAGUUUUCGGAAGUGGUAUGCCCAGGUCGAAGAGUGUAUACCGGAUCUUCUGAAUCAGCACCUACCUGCAGAAGUCUUAUCGAGCAACCCCGAUUCCGAUAUCAAACCAAGUGUAGAACUGCAGGCGUACUUGCUAGGCAGCUUUGGAAGCGCCCAACGACUGGACUAUGGCACCGGACACGAAUUAAGCUUUGUUGCUUUCCUAGGGGGCUUGUGGAAAUUGGGCGCGUUCCCAAACUCUACUGAUGGGAGCUCUGAGCGAGCCAUCGUACUCGGCGUCAUUGAGCGAUAUCUUCAACUCAUUCGGCGCUUGAUAUUGACCUAUACCCUGGAACCUGCAGGGUCCCACGGCGUCUGGGGCUUGGACGACCAUUCGUUCGUUUCCUACAUUUUUGGGUCUGCACAGUUUGCUCCUGCGAUAUCGUCUCCCUCGGAAAUCGUCACAGAGGGUUCUUUACCAGACGCGCCCAAUCCCGCGGACGUUGCAAAGGCGAAUGCCGUUGAACGGGAGCGUAAACGCAACAUGUAUUUUAGUGCCAUUGGUUUCAUCUACGACGUCAAAAAGGGUCCGUUUUGGGAGCACAGCCCCAUUCUGUUCGACGUCUCGGGGGUCAAGGCAGGCUGGGCUAAGAUCAACAAGGGUAUGCUAAAGAUGUACAACGCCGAGGUGCUGUCCAAAUUUCCCGUCGUGCAACAUUUCCCGUUCGGUUCAUUGUUUGCUUGGGAGCGAGAUGCAGCCGCCGAACAAAUCCAAGCCAGUGUACACACAUCCAGCCAGCCCCGAUCCAGCGCGAGCGCAAGGCCGCAGCAACCACUGCGAGAUGCAAUGGCGGAGCCGAGCAUGUCAAACGUCAGAGGAGGCCCUCCGCCAAUGAGCGGCACAGCAGCACCGUGGGCGUCAUCGCGUGCACCUGCACCAGUCCCCGCCGGACCCAACCAGCCCACCAAAGCACCGUGGGCAUCCAGGACUCCUCUUCCGCCUGCUGCUGGUGGAAGCAGCGCGGCUCAAGCGCGAGGUAUGGCAGCACCCCAACGUGCAGUGCCUGCUGCUAGGGCUCCGGCAGCGGACAGACAGCCAUCACACCAGGAAAGCAAACCCGGCCUUCCUCGAUGA
Messenger RNA from Periconia digitata, 1497 nucleotides. NCBI's taxonomy places the organism in Eukaryota, Fungi, Ascomycota, Dothideomycetes, Pleosporales, Periconiaceae. The record is from the annotation of a GenBank genome assembly.